Messenger RNA from Symbiodinium sp. CCMP2592, 1440 nucleotides. NCBI's taxonomy places the organism in Eukaryota, Dinophyceae, Suessiales, Symbiodiniaceae. The record is from the annotation of a GenBank genome assembly.
AUGGUCACCAUCUCGCACAUGGUGACACUCCAAUACAAGGAGGAGAAGGCCAUCAUCGUGCCCACCGAGCUGAUCAUUCAGCAUGAGGAGCAUCAGUACAUCCAGCUGAGGCCCACGAACCAUGCGUUCUGCCAGCUCGUUUGCGGUAGCAACAUUCCGAAGAAUGCAUCCAUAUCAGCAUGCACAAAGUUGCAGGAAAUCAUUCAGAAGCGAAACGAAGCCAUGCAGUCGGAUGAAGCAUCGGAGCAAAAGGACGAUCUCUUUCCAUCCAGCGAUGAGCCCCCAUCGAAGAAGAAGAAAAGCAUGAAGAUUCUGCCACCCACCGUGAACAUCAGGGUGGGCGAAGUGGCGGUCACAUGCCUCGUCCAUGGUCGCCGACCAUCCGCACAGGACCUUUGCAUUCGCUUGGAUGCUACCCAGAUCGGCGCCAUCGUGGACUACAUUCGGGAGGAUGCCAUCGAAGCCAUGCAGCAGUCCAAGAGGAAGUACGUGGAGAAGGUCAGGAAAGAAAUGCAAACCGUGCCAAUGCAUGCCCAUAAUUUCAUGUGCAACAUGACAUGCAAAGGCCAGUUUCGCAUGCACCUAGAUCCCCGCGAUGUUGUUUCUCUUGCAUAUGCAGCAUUGAAUUUUGCCUUGUGGCCAAAAACAACGGGAAGCCCAUCCAUUGCCAACAUGGCGGUGCCGCAAAGCAUUGUCUUCGAAGUACAGACGAUCAUGGACGGGGAGAUGCCAUUAAACAGCAAGACCGAAGCCAUUUUGGCAUGCUUGGAGAAUGCGGGGCUUGCAUCGAAGCAGCGACUGCUGCCCCGGCAUCUGCUCAUCCAUCCGGACAAUCGUUCCCAGUCCAUGCUCAGUUACCAUGACGUCUGGUCGAAGGGGUUGGCCAUGAGCAUGGUUGGUUUCAACAUCAAGCUGGUGGAAGGCACCACCAUUGCAUUCGCCAUGAGCACAGAGCCAGAGAAGAGAGCCAUGCAGCUGGCCAAGAACAAGGCAUUGAUCGACAAUGCCAUGGGGCAUUUGGCGCCCAUGAAUGGUUCAGAAGGCUACUUGACCAUCGGGGGCAGCCAUACAGUUGCAUAUCUUCGCUGCAUCGAAAACGCUGUGACCGGGCCAUCGGCGGAGUCAAGCACCCAUCCGAAAUCGCAUGCUAUCUGGCGAGCCAUCUCCGAUGGCUGGACAUGGGUGACCAUUUCCAGCGCUGUGGAGGAUGCCAUACCCAUUUUGCCAUCAUUUCCCCAAUCAUCAUUGAACUCUGCGAACAGCAUCCAGAAGAACAUCUCCGAGCUGGAGGUUGCCAUGCUCUUGGCCACAUGCUUUGGCAAGGGCAUGACAUUGGCACAGGCUGUGAAGCAUGCGGAGCAUACUUCACAGAUGUCCCGGACAAGCAUUACUGUUCAAGAACACCAGUUAGCAUAUGCGUUUUUUUGGGAGUGCAGUUAG